Molecule: messenger RNA, 1041 nt
Organism: Tetranychus urticae (two-spotted spider mite)
Lineage: Eukaryota; Metazoa; Arthropoda; Arachnida; Trombidiformes; Tetranychidae
Source: RefSeq, a predicted model, not a curated record
AUGGUGGACGAAGAAAUUCGCUCAGUUAUUAGAAGUUUAUAUUUACAAAAGUUCUCAAUUAAAGACGCAAAGUCCAAACUAGAUGAACUAUACGGCGAACGAUCGCCCAAUAUCAACUCUUUGACAUGGUGGUAUCGCCAAUUCAAACUAGGCCGUGAAAGUGUUAAAGAUUUACCAAAACCUGGAGGCGCUCAAGAAUUGGAUUAUUGCCGUUUGGCCCACUCUGUAAAGAAAAUGCUAGCUGAUGAUAAAAAAACAACAACUCGUGAGAUGCGUGCUGCUACUGGUGUUUCAUCAUAUGCCAUUCAAAAAGUUUUAAAAGAUGAAUUAGACCUUAAAAAACUAUCACCAAUCAACGUCCCUCACGUUAUCAAUUCAGCUCAAAAGAAAGCUAGAGUGGAAGCUUGUCAAGCAGCUUUAAGGUCUUAUAACUUACAACCUAACGCGUUUUUAAAAGCCCUUUUUACGAUGGACGAAACUUGGCUACCUCUAUAUGACCCUUUGAGUCGAACCGAGUCGAUGGAAUGGGUGAAAGAUCGAUCUGAACUGUCCCAAAGGCCAACAUCAUCACGCAGAGACAAAAAAAUCAUGGCUUCUGUAUUUUGGGACUCACGCGGAAUCAUCAAAAUUUUUUGGCUGGACGAUGGUGAAACAGUUAAUGGCGAUCUUUACAGAAGUCAACUUGAAGAGAUAGACCCGUUAAUUAGAGAAAGAAACCCUCAACAGACUCGUAGACCUCUCUUCUUACAAGACAACGCUCGUCCUCAUACGGCACAACUUACCAAAGAGAAAAUAAAGGAAUUGAACUGGGCAAUGGUCUUACACCCACCAUAUUCUCCUGACCUAGCCCCAAGUGACUAUUUCCUCUUUUCAAAUUUAAAAAGAUUCACCCGUGGCAAAAGAUUUAGCGACUUUAACGAGCUAAAGGCGGCUGUAGAGGGCUUUUUUGCGGAAAAGGAUCCAGAGUGGUUUGCCAAAGGAAUUGCCGAAUUACCGACCCGUUGGGAGAAGUGCAUAAAUGCCUCUGGCAAUUACUUUUGA